This is a messenger RNA of Rotaria sp. Silwood2, 2823 nucleotides long. The record is from the annotation of a GenBank genome assembly. Lineage: Eukaryota; Metazoa; Rotifera; Eurotatoria; Philodinida; Philodinidae.
AUGGAUGAUCGGAGGUUUCUCUACGUCACUGAUUGGCAGGGAUACCAGGUUAGACGAUGGCAGGUUGGAGAAACCCAGGGAACUGUAGUAGCAGGAGGAAAUGAAUCAGGAAAUCGGCUUGACCAGCUCAAUAACCCGAGAAAAAUAUUUGUUGAUCGAGACCGUUCAGUUUAUGUGUCAGACUGGAACAAUCAUCGUGUGAUGAAGUGGGUAGAAGGAGCAAAAGAAGGAAUUGUGGUGGCUGGUGGUAAUGGUAUUGGAGAUUCUCUUUCUCAACUCAGUAAACCUGAAGGAGUCGUCGUCGACCAGUUGGGAACUGUUUAUGUUGCAGAUAGACUCAAUCACCGAAUAAUGCGUUGGCUGAAAGGAGCAACAGAAGGACAGAUUCUUGUUGGUGGAAAAGGCGCUGGUUCUGAACCAGAUCAACUAAAUGAGCCAAUCGGUCUGUCUUUUGAUCGGUACGGAAAUCUCUUUGUAGUCGAUGCUUAUAAUCAUCGAGUUCAAAAGUACCCAACAUCCAGUGAUCCUACUAGACGUCGACGAUCACGAUCACGAUCUCCGAUAUCAAAUCGUCGAAAAACGCAUGUAUCGUUGGAUAAACACGAAAACGAAUGGCGUGAUGAAAGAUUUGAACAAAAACACCUCGAACAAGAAAUUCUAGAACGCAAGUUACGUGCCGCAAAAUGGCGAUUGGAACGUGAAUUAGAACUUGUGGGUGAUGAAGAUGUAAAACCGUCGACUACGACGCACUCUACUGGGAAUGUCAAUAGCAAACCAGGAGAAGGUUAUAAUGACGAUACUUUCCAAGGCACUACUGCAGUGUCAGUUGAAACCGAUGAAGAGGAUCCUUUGGAUAAAUACAUGGAAGGCAUUAAGCAAGAACUAACUAGUUAUCAUACAAAAUAUAGGACUAGUAAUAAUACAGUAAUGCAGAGUAAUUAUCAGACAAAAGUGUCGGUUAUAAAUCAAAACGGAACUAUUAUAAGAAUUAUUAAGAAAAACAAUACAACUGUGCCGAAUCAAUCGAAGAGUGCCGAGAAGAAUGCAGAAAUUGAAUUCAUGGACACACUGGAUCAGUCUUUAGCAACUUCUCCUAGUAAAACUCAUCGUGUGAUAGAGAAAGGUAUUAUUAUGGAACAAGACAUAGAUGGCUUAGAAUAUUCACCUGAAGACGAAUGUACUGAAGAGGCGGACGGUCUUAGUAGCAUGAUAUCUUUGAAUGGUAAAAAAUCGAAAGCAGAUAGUAUUAUAUCUAAACAUAACGAGUUUAUUCAUCAACCAUUUCGCAAAGAUUUCUAUAUAGCUGUCCCUGAAAUAGCUCAAAUGACAGCUACAAAAGUCGCUCAUUAUCGAAGAGAACUCGAUAAUAUGAAAAUAGCUGGAAAAAACUGUCCAAACCCAAUCAAAACUUGGUCGCAAUGUAUCACAUCGACCAAAAUACUAAAACGCUUAAAAAAGGAUAACUAUGAGAAGCCAACAUCCAUUCAAACUCAAGCCUUGCCGAUUAUACUCUCCGGACGAAAUAUGAUGGGUAUCGCUCAAACAGGCAGUGGAAAAACAUUGGCAUUUUUACUACCAAUGUUUCGUCAUAUAGAAGAACAACCGCCACUAAAAUAUCAAGAUGGUCCAAUAGCUAUAGUGAUGACUCCAACUCGUGAGUUAGCAUUACAAAUCACAAAAGAAUGUAGAAAAUUUGCCAAAUUGUUUGAUAUUCGUUGUGUUGCUGUUUAUGGUGGUAUCGGAGUAGCUGAGCAAAUAUCAGAAUUAAAACGUGGCGCAGAAAUCAUUGUGUGUACACCAGGACGUAUGAUUGAUAUGUUAGCAUUGAAUAAUAACAAAGUAACAAAUCUUCGACGUGUGACGUAUGUUGUUAUCGAUGAAGCUGAUCGGAUGUUUGAUAUGGGUUUUGAGCCACAGAUUAGAACAAUUCUUAACAGCAUUCGACCGGAUCGUCAACUGGUGAUGUUUUCAGCUACGUUUCCUAAAAAAAUGGAAGCCUUGGCUCGUCAACAUCUCUAUAAGCCAAUCGAAGUUACAGUUGGUGGUCGAAGUAUUGUUUGCCAAGAUGUCGUACAGAAUGUUCUUCUUUUUGAUGAUGACGAUCAAAAAUAUGCUAAAUUGCUCGAAUUACUUGGUCUUUAUCAACCCCAUUCAUAUUCAUGCAUGCCAUUACAUGGUGGACUCGAUCAAUAUGAUCGUGAUUCGACAAUAGCAUUCUUUAAAAAUGGUGACAUACCAUUGAUAAUCGCUACUUCAGUCGCUGCACGAGGUUUAGACGUUAAAAAUUUGAUUCUCGUUGUUAAUUAUGAUUGUCCAAAUCACUAUGAAGAAUAUGUCCAUCGUUGUGGACGAACAGGUCGUGCAGGAAACAUCGGUUAUGCCUAUACAUUUAUAACGUCUGCACAAGAAAAAUAUGUCGGUGCAAUAAUAAAAGCUUUAGAAGCAUCUGGAACGUCCGUGCCAGCAGAAUUAACUUUACUACGGGAUAACUAUGUAAAACAAAUGGAAGCACAAGGCAAAAAAGUUCAAGAUAUUCGUGGAUCUUUUGGCGGACGACAUGGUUACAAUUUUGAUUCGUCUGACAAACAACACAAAAAUAUGCAGAAGAGAAUGCAAGGAAUUUUGAUAGGUCUAGAAGAUGCGAAUGACGAUGAUGAAGAGAUAGAUCAACAAAUUGAAUCAAUAUAUAAAAUUUUUUUCGCUGUAUCUGAUACUGUGAUCAAAAUUUCUGAAAUUAAAAAUAAAGGUUAUGGAACUGAUUGGAAUUGGCCAAAAAAAGUUCAAAAAUUCCACUUUUCGACCAAUUCUAGAUCAAUUCCAUAA